Molecule: messenger RNA, 681 nt
Organism: Phycomyces blakesleeanus NRRL 1555(-)
Lineage: Eukaryota; Fungi; Mucoromycota; Mucoromycetes; Mucorales; Phycomycetaceae
Exons: 3
Coding region: 1-681 (226 amino acids)
Source: RefSeq, a predicted model, not a curated record
AUGUGGUGUCAGACCAAUGAGAAAGACUGUUUGAUUUAUGAUGCCGCCAUGGUCUGCAAAUAUCUGUCUUAUCACCACCACAUAGACAUAGCAAAGACUCAGUUGAACAUUGAUAGAUCGGCUAUUGCCAGUGUAUUUAAGGUUAUCCAUUCCAAUAGCCUACCACUAGCUAAUCAUUAUCUGAUCCAAGUCUUCUUCAAAGCAUUGCGUAAUAACUCUCAGUAUCCUGCUCGUCCAAGCACACCAGUAUGGGAUCCAGAGAAAGUGUUAGCCAAGAUACUCGAUUGGGGACCAACAGGCGACCUGUCCAUGACAGAGCAUAUGCGAAGCUCUAUGCCCAUCGACCAUACCCUGUUUCUGGGUUUUGUGGAGGGGUCACAACCCCAUAGCAUUCGACCUUCGACUAUGAGUACUUGGAUUAAAACCACGUUGAGUGAAUGUGGAGUCAAUACAACGAUCCAUAAAGCUACAUUGGCAAGAAGACGAGGAGUACCAGUUGCUGCGAGCAAGAGACAUGCGAACUGGAGUGCAAACAGCCAGGUAUUUGAACGAUACUAUUGGCGACCAGAAAGAGCAGAGGCUGCUCAGAUCCAUGAAACAAUUUUCCUGCCAACGGAAAACGAACCUCAUUGGAGGGACAGAGUCUCCGAUGGACAAUCAAGAUUGUCUGAUACUCCGUAG